Messenger RNA from Camponotus floridanus (Florida carpenter ant), 810 nucleotides. RefSeq lists its product as uncharacterized. The transcript is spliced from 4 exons. The record is from RefSeq and is a predicted model, not a curated record. The coding region runs from base 43 to 810 and encodes 255 amino acids. NCBI's taxonomy places the organism in Eukaryota, Metazoa, Arthropoda, Insecta, Hymenoptera, Formicidae.
AAAAAAAAUUUAUCUGCAGGAGGGAACAUUUAUGAAAGUUUAAUGAAUGCACAGCAUUUAAACUUAGAUUCGAAAACAAUCCUUCAAAUAUGGCUUUUAACAAGUGUUGUAGCUCCUAAAUCAAGUAAAAUUACUUUUAAAAUUGGGAACAAGAAAAGAAUGUGGAAACCUACAAUCUCGGAAAGUCAGGAAGGAAUUCUAAUACACUGUAAAGUACCUGGCGAUAUUGAAAAAAUAUGUCAGGACAAACAAAAUAAAAUGCGUCAAAUGAACCUUACGAUGCAACCUUUUGUAAUCAUCAUUGGACCAGAAAUAACUGCAAUCGACAAUGUAUACAUUCGACUCGAUACAACAUUGUAUUCUAUGCCGACGGUAUUAAAAGCAUUGGAUGUAUUUUUCAAGAUUUUUGUAACAUUUAAUGCGUGUUAUUCGAAAGAAUGUGAAAAUAUGUGGUAUCUAAUUCAGUGGGGAAUUUAUGAGAUCCAUACAAUUUGGGAUGAGAACAUUCCCUUUCUGUGCACUGCAUUAAAUAAAAUAAAAAGAGGUGUGGAUGUGUACUGUAUGCGAGCAAGUGAUGUGUCUGGAGGCGGAAAAGUUACUGCUCUCUGGAAAAAUCCGGGUUCGGCAUGCACGAACCGAGAGGAGUUUUUUUAUGGAAGGAGAAAUUUUACAAGGGACGGGUUGCGUAAGGAAAAGCCGUGUGUUUGCCAAAUGUUACAUGGCAAUCUAUACGGCUGCGGAACAUGCAAGGGUUGUAAAUCUGUGGAGGUGAAAGCGGAUGCAUGCAUGCGGGAAUUAGAAAGCUGUUAG